UGUGAGAAAAAAAAAUUCAUUUAUUGCAACUAAAAAGUAACAGAGGUAGUAUAUAUAUUCCGGUUAAUAAAUGUAUUGAUUUUGAGUAAUCCCAUAAAGUAAUUAGUUAAGCGAUAACUGCAUUUGGUAGUAUUUGAUCCCGUGUUAGUUGUAUACAAUGGUGUUAUAUGCUCAUUUGAUCAAUCUUGCUUGUUUUGAUUAUUUAAAAUAAGGUGGAUGUUGUUGAGGGGAAGUACUCUCUCUAACAGUGACUUCUGUGAGUAUAGAUAUCAAUUCGCACAAGAUUAGAAAAAGUAAAUUUAUCAAUUAAAAUUUAGAGAAGUGCUUCCUCAAAAGAGAAACCUACUUAAAAAGACAAUAUAUCAUCUACGCCGUAAACUAUUAUGGUAGGUCAAAACAGAGAAUUGUGUUCAUACUUAAGUACCAAUUAAAUUUGAACUGUUUUGGACUACUCCCUACAUCUCUAUCAGUUGAGGUAUGAGACAAUUUUUAUGGGAUAGAGGGAGUAUAAUAUCCUUUGAUAAUUUGGAGGUAGUUAUGAUUUUCGUGGCAGCAUCAUUUGUUUCAAUCAGUUGACAAAUUAGACUCACUUUUGCGUUUACAUUAUGAUGUUAUUAUUCUAUACUUUCUACGUCAAACAGUUGAACUUAAUAAUAUAGAUUCACUCAAGCAACAAAUCAUGUUUACAAAUCACAACCAAUGACGUAUUGAAAUACAAUUCCUGUUACACCAAAAGAAAAAAAUGUCUGGUGAAACUAUCUACCAGGAGUUUAGUUUUGACACUUACUCACACGAAGGUGAUCGUUUUGUGUAUCCACCUUUAGACCCACCAUCACUACCAUCUGAGGUGCCAACUUCAGAAGAUGAGUUUGAUGUAAUAGGUGACGAUGAAUUCAAACAUUCAAGCAUAACUAUAAGGCUAUACCAAGCUGCACUGACUGGUGAUUGGGAAACUGUGGAAAGUAUCUGGAGAGAAGAUAAUGCUUGGAUCAACACAAGGAUUACGAAGGGAGGCGAUACAGUCCUUCACAUAGCAGCAGCAGCCAAGCAUCUGCAUCUUGUUAAGGAGCUAGUUAAUGUUAUGAAUGAUGAUUCUCUGGCUUUGACUAACAGAGUUGGGAACACCGCGCUUUGUUUUGCUGCUGUUUCGGGGGUUGUUGAGAUUGCUAAAUUAAUGGUAGACAAAAGCAGAACAUUGCCAAAUAUUAGAGGCAGUCAGGAUAUGACUCCUCUUUUAAUGGCUGUGUUGCUGGGUCACCAGGAUAUGGUGUGGUACCUCAUGUCAGUGACUGAUUAUAAUUUGCUGACAGUUGAAGAUGGCAUGGAGUUACUCACUGGUGCGAUUGAUACUGAUUUGUUUGUUUUAUAUACUGCAGAAGUAGCUUUGCAUAUUCUACGCAGCAAUAGAAAUUUGGCUACUAUUCGAGGCAGAAAGGAGGAGACCGCACUACAUGCAUUGGCUCGAAAGCCUCCAAGGCUCAAUAGAUAUCAGCUAAGCAUGUGGCAGAAGUUUAGAAUGCAAGGUUGUAGCACAAAUCAUGUAGAGCCAGCGGUGGUGCUCGAACUAGCACAAACACUUUGGGAUGAAAUCAUAAAACUGAAGCACGGGGACAUAUCUAAAUUAAUUGGCUUCCCCUGGCGAUUAUUAUUUGUUGCAGCACAGUUGGGAAAAGUUGAAUUUCUUAUGGUGCUCAUCAAAUCCUAUCCUGAUAUUCUUUGGAAAGUGGAUGAAAAUAGAUACAGCAUUUUUCACAUUGCUGUCAUUUAUCGCCAUGAAGAAAUCUUCAAGCUAAUACAUGAGAUUGGAGCGAUCAAGGAUUUAAUAGCUACUUACAAAGAUGACCAUGGAAAUAACAUGCUUCAUUUGGCAAGCAAGUUGGCACCUCCCAACCGGCUUAAUUGUGUAUCGGGAGCAGCUUUGCAGAUGCAACGUGAGUUACUAUGGUUUGAGGCAGUUAAAAAGAUAGUAAGGCCAGAGUACACUGAAGCUGAAAAUAAGGACCAUAAAACACCUCAAGCCUUAUUUAGUGAAGAGCAUGAGGGAUUAAGGAUGACAGGGGAACAAUGGAUGAAGAAGACAGCCGAAUCAUGUGCUUUUGUUGCAACUCUAAUAGCAACAGUGGUCUUCUCAGCAGCCUUCCAGCUGCCAGGAGGCAAUAACGAUAACACAGGAAGCCCUGUCUUAGUGAAAAGGCCAUACUUUGUGGUUUUUGCUAUGGCUAAUGCAGUAUCAUUGUUCACCUCUACUGCUUCAAUAUUGAUGUUCUUGUCAAUCCUCACUUCUCAGUAUGCAGAAAGAGAUUUCCUUGCAUCGUUGCCGUUGAAGCUCAUGUGGGGGCUCAUCUUGCUUCUAAUUUCAAUGGCAACUAUGAUUGUGGCCUUUACUGCUACCUUCUUCAUGACUUUCCUACAAGGAUUUAGAUGGGCUCCUAUUCCUGUUGCUCUGAUCGCCUCAAUACCUGUUCUGCUCUUUGCCUUCCAACAAUUCCCUCUUUUGGUGGACAUAUAUUGCUCAACGUACGAAUCUCAUUCCAUAUUCCAGUCCUGUAAACCAAAGCUGUUUAAACUUUCGUCGCAGAACAAGAUUCCCCCCCAUGGACAAGUAGAUUCAAAAUCCCGCAAAAUUGAUAUCCCUUUUACGAUCCUGAUUCCUGAAUCAUCUAUGGAUCACAUAUUGAAAUAUGCUCGCAACUCUUUUUCAUGGCAUCGAGCAGCCUCAUUCAUAGUAGAUCCUGAACCCUCUGAUACGCCUUCAUUCAGCUCUUGGCGGGUUAGAUAGCUACAAAGUAUAGGAUUUUGAAUUUUGAUCAAACUUGUGAACGUAAGUUUGUGCUACUGAGCCAUUUAGGCUCAUACAAUGAAACAUCAAGCACAGGUUGCUUCAUGCAAGAAGUCCUGCAGUUAGGUCAGGCCAAGCCUAGAAGCUUCUGUACAAGUUCAAUUCCGGAGAGAUCUUUCCAUCCGAACGAUCCUUAAUGUUUUCCAUUGUUAAUGUGAUUGACUUCAUCAUACAGGGCUGGUAUUAUGUGCAAUGUGUGACAAACAUUUGCUGGAUUCUAAGCUUUAGAUUUAAAGCAAUACAAUGUACUAUUCCAAUAGAGUAAAAGAAUUCAACUACUUUACAUAUUCAAUUCUUAAAACAUUUA
Messenger RNA from Chenopodium quinoa (quinoa), 3146 nucleotides. RefSeq names its product ankyrin repeat-containing protein At2g01680-like. Gene Ontology annotation, molecular function: protein binding. The transcript has 5 exons. The record is from RefSeq and is a predicted model, not a curated record. Bases 743 to 2779 code for a protein of 678 amino acids. NCBI's taxonomy places the organism in Eukaryota, Viridiplantae, Streptophyta, Magnoliopsida, Caryophyllales, Amaranthaceae.